AUGGCUUCAGAAACACCUUUGACGGAUGAUGAUAAACUGUUUGAAAAUAUCGAUGGUGAACAGCGUAUUACUGAAAUCGAGUCGUACUGUGUCAACUGUGGUCAAAAUGGCACUACCAGAUUGCUACUGACUGUAAUUCCUCAUUUUCGGGAAGUGGUGUUGAUGGCAUUCGAAUGUCCUCAUUGUUUUCUUCGUAACAAUGAGGUGCAGUCUGCAUCAACACUGGCCGAUUUUGGAAUUCAUCAGACUCUUAAAAUCAGCGGAAAGGUGGAUAUCAGUCGUCAGAUUGUCAAGUCCGAGUUUGCUACUAUUCGGUUUGAGGAGUUGGAUUUUGAGAUUCCUGCCCAAAAGGGUGUGCUGACAACUGUCGAAGGUCUACUGCAGUGUGCGGUGGAAGGUUUGCAGCAACAACAGGAUGUCCGCAAGGUUUCAGAUCCAAAAGCGUAUGAAAAAAUCAAUCAAGUUACAGAGACCAUGCAAUCAUAUAUGGAUCUCAAGCAGGAUUUCACCAUGGUUCUUGACGAUCCCUCUGGAAACAGUUACAUUGAGAACCCAGAAGCUCCAGCAAGCGAUCCUCAUAUGAAGACAACCGCAUACAAACGUACUCGUGAACAGCUGGAAGCCAUGGGAUACAACUAUGACGAGAAAGAAGAAGAACUUCCACUUAACGAGCAAGUUCAUGUUUUUCCUGGAAACUGCUCUCAUUGUCACAGUCCUUGUGAUACCAAGAUGCAUAUGCUUGACAUUCCUCAUUUUAAGGAAGUCAUUAUUAUGGCGACAAGCUGUGAAAAGUGUGGCUAUAAGAGCAAUGAAGUUAAAUCUGGUGGAGCAAUUUCUGAAAAGGGAAAAAAGAUUACUCUUGUCAUGACUGAUGUUGAAGAUUUGAGCCGUGACAUUUUAAAGUCGGAAACGUGCAGUCUUAAAAUUCCAGAAAUCGAUCUGGAGUUGUCCAUGGGAACGCUUGGUGGUCGGUUCACCACUGUUGAGGGACUUCUUGUUCAGGUUUACGAUGAACUCAAAGGUCGCGCUAGAUUCACAGCAGGAGAUUCUGCAGUCGAGGGCAGCAAGACCCGAUUUGAAUUGUUUCUAGAGAAACUAGAGGGUGUGGUGAAGAUGAAACAGGGACCAGUCACUCUCAUAUUGGAUGAUCCUCUUGCCAAUUCGCAUUUACAGAAUCCAUAUGCACCAGAUGAGGAUCCCAACAUGAAGAUUGAGAUAUACGAUCGCACAUGGGAGCAAAACGAAGCUUUUGGACUGAAUGAUAUGAAGGUGGAGAAUUAUGAGACUACCGAGGAACCUAUACAAGAUGAGGAUAACAAGGCGGCCGAGGUUGGAGUGACGACUGUUUAA
Messenger RNA from Batrachochytrium dendrobatidis JAM81, 1350 nucleotides. RefSeq lists its product as uncharacterized. The transcript has 6 exons. Gene Ontology annotation, molecular function: zinc ion binding. NCBI's taxonomy places the organism in Eukaryota, Fungi, Chytridiomycota, Chytridiomycetes, Rhizophydiales. Bases 1 to 1350 code for a protein of 449 amino acids. Gene Ontology annotation, cellular component: cytoplasm; nucleus. The record is from RefSeq and is a predicted model, not a curated record.